Messenger RNA from Hemiscyllium ocellatum (epaulette shark), 4970 nucleotides. It is a transcript of the gene vps52, whose product is annotated as VPS52 subunit of GARP complex. The coding region runs from base 43 to 2154 and encodes 703 amino acids. Gene Ontology annotation, cellular component: GARP complex. Lineage: Eukaryota; Metazoa; Chordata; Chondrichthyes; Orectolobiformes; Hemiscylliidae. The record is from RefSeq and is a predicted model, not a curated record. Gene Ontology annotation, biological process: retrograde transport, endosome to Golgi; Golgi to vacuole transport; lysosomal transport. Gene Ontology annotation, molecular function: syntaxin binding. The transcript is spliced from 20 exons.
AAGGUGACCGUGUGGGCGGUGGAGGUCCCGGAUGUUGUUGCCAUGGCGGCGGUGGAGAGAGGCUCCGAGGUAAAAGGUGACCCGGAUGAGGUGCCUGAGCUGAAUCUCGGUGAACUGGACAUCACAUCCGAUGAAUUUAUUCUGGAUGAAGUGGACACACAUAUCCAAGCUAAUCUGGAAGAUGAAUUGGUGAAGGAGGCAUUGAAAACAGGUGUGGAUCUGAGGCAUUACUCCAAACAGGUCGAGACUGAAUUACAGCACAUCGAACAUGCCUCCAUCAAGGACUACAUUAAGGAAAGUCAGAACAUUUCAAGUCUCCACAAUCAGAUCACAGCCUGUGACACCAUCCUGGAGCGGAUGGAGCAGAUGCUGAGCAUGUUCCAGUCUGACCUCAGCAGUAUCAGCUCGGAGAUCCAGACCCUGCAGGAACAGUCCAUUACCAUGAACAUCAAGCUGAAGAAUCGCCAGUCUGUGCGCAGUGAGCUGAGCCAGUUGGUCGACGAGCUGGUCAUUCCCAACUCCAUGAUCAUGACGAUUCUGGAGACGCCUGUGACUGAGCAGCAAUUUCUGGAACAACUGCACGAACUCAAUAACAAGAUCAACUACGUGAAGGAGCAGUCCUUUAAGGAAACGCUGGCUUGUUCAGAUGUGCAGGACACCCUGGACCGGCUGAAGAUUAAGGCCGUCUCGAAGAUCCGGGAAUAUAUUCUCCAGAAGAUCUACUCCUUCAGGAAGCCGAUGACAAACUACCAGGUUCCGCAGAACGCGCUGCUCAAGUACAGGUUUUUUUACCAGUUCCUGCUCGCGACCGAGCGACAUGUGGCCAAGGAGAUCCGGGAUGAGUACGUUGACACCAUGAGUAAGAUCUACUUCUCCUACUUCAAGUCGUACAGCAGCCGCCUGAUGAAAGUGCAGUACGAAGAGGUCGCUGACAAAGAUGACCUGAUGGGUGUAGAGGACACCGCAAAGAAAGGCUUCUUCUCCAAACCUUCACUGAAGAAUCGCAACACCAUUUUUACCCUGGGGAACCGAGGCAACGUCAUCUCGUCAUCGGAACUGGAGGCACCCAUCAUCGUGCCUCACGCAGCUCAGAGGAGCGACGUUCGGUAUCCCUUUGAGAGUCUGUUCCGCAGCCAGCACUACGCACUUCUCGAUAACAGUUGCCGUGAAUAUCUGUUUCUCUGUGAUUUCUUCAUGGUGACCGGGAACUCUGCGCAGGAUCUGUUUAAUGCCAUCAUGGGGAAGACCCUCACCAUGUUCCUGAAACACGUGGAUACCUACAUUGCUGAUUGCUUUGACAGCAUCGCCAUCUUCCUGUCCAUCCACAUCAUCCUCCGCUUCCGGACCAUCAUGGCCAAGAGGAAUGUGCCCGCUGUUGAUAAGUACUGGGAGACGUUGUUGGAAAUCCUCUGGCCCAGGUUUGAGCAUAUCCUGGAGUUGAACAUUCAGAGCAUCCGCAACACAGACCCCCAGAAGCUGGGAGCUCUCGACACCCGGCCACACUAUGUCACGAGAAGGUAUGCCGAGUUUUCCUCAGCGAUUGUCAGCAUCAAUGACACGUUUCCCAACGAGAAGACACAUAAUCUACUGGGACAGCUACAGGUGGAGGUGGAGAACUUUGUCCUGCGCAUGGCAGCGGAGUUUGCAACACGGAGGGAGCAGCUCAUCUUCCUCAUCAACAACUACGACAUGAUGCUGGGGGUCCUCAUGGAACGAGCGGCUGAUGACAGUAAGGAGGUGGAGAGUUUCCAACAGCUGCUGGCUGCCCGGACCCAGGAGUUUAUCGAAGAGAUCCUGUCCCCCCCGUUUGGGGGGAUGAUCUCCUUUGUUAAGGAAGCCGAGCUUCUCAUUGAGAAGGGGCAGGUGGACAAGCUGAAAACUGAGGAAGGCAGGGUGGUGCAGCUGGUACGAGGAUUUGCCGGGACCUGGAAACAAUCUGUUGAGAAUCUGAGUCAGGAUGUGAUGAGGUCAUUCACCAACUUCAAGAAUGGGACAGGAAUCAUCCAGGGUGCUCUGACCCAGCUGAUCCAAUACUACCAUCGGUUCCACAAGGUCCUGUCUCAGCCUCCGUUCAAAACCCUCCCUGUACGCUCCGAUCUCAUCAACAUCCACCACCUCAUGGUCGAAGUGAAGAAACACAAACCCAGCUUCUAAACUACCAGAUCUCUCUCUGUCUGUCUGUCUGUCUGACUGCCUGUCUCCCUCCCUGUGUCUGUCUGUGUCUGUCUGUGUCUGUCUGUGUCUGUCUGUGUCUGACUCUCUGUCUGUUUCUCUCUCUCUCUCUCUCUCUCUCUCUCUCUCUGUCUGACUGCCUGUCUCCCCCUCACUCUCUCUCUCUCUCUCUUUCUCUGUGUCUGACUGCAUACCUCUGUCUCCCUCUCUCUCUGCCUGUCUCUCUCUCUCUCUCUCUCUCUCUCUCUCUCUCCAUGUAUGUCUCUCUCUGUAGUGGGAGUGACAGUCCGUACCGAGGAGGGAGUGGGGAUGUUGCUGUGGGACCCAGCAGACACUGUUGGCAGCUGUGACUGGUCUUUGGCCUUUGAUCUGAACCUGCAGUUGCUCCACUUCAUCCAGCUCUCAGUGAUUGACGUUGCUGCAUCUCCCUGAUCCUCCCAAACCCGGAACCUCAGGGGAUCGAGAUGAUCGAGGUGGGGCAAGGGUGGGGCUCAGUCUUUGUGGGAAGGGAGAACCAUUUGCUGACAUUGUUUGAGGGAAUGUGACAUUGAGCUAAAGCAGGCCAUUAAAGCAUUGGAUGUGAAUGGUGUUGGUGUCUGUGUGCUCAGUGCUGAGCAUCUCCAAUGGAGGGAGAUUGGGGAAGGGGCGAGUCUCCUGUGUACAUUCACCAGCUGCCCAAUACCCCUCCACACGCUGUGUUUAAAUCCGGGACUUCACAGCCUCGCCCCACACCCCCUCCCCAACUGACCUGUGCCCACGAGAUGAUUUGAAAACCUGGUCUAACUCUGGGGUCACUGUGAAGCUGUAAAUCCCCGGUGUCACCUCCCCCUGACCCAGGCACAGCCCUUUCCUAACCCCAACCCAUACCCCUCAGCAAAUCCCAAUACACCCCCUCCCCCACACCUACCCCCCCCGACCCACUCCCUGUCAUUCUGCAUUUCCCAUGGCCAAUCCACCCUAACCUGCACAUCCCUGGACACUAUGGGACAAUUCCCCAUGGCCAAUCCACCCUAACCUGCACAUCCCUGGACACUGUGGGACAGUAUCCCACGGCCAAUCCACCCUAACCUGCACAUCCCUGGGCACUAUGGGACAAUUUCCCACGGCCAAUCCACCCUAACCUGCACAUCCCUGGGCACUAUGGGACAAUCCCCCAUGGCCAACCCACCCUAACCUGCACAUCCCUGGGCACUAUGGGACAGUAACAUUGACACCACAUGCCUGCCAGUCUAUGACCAUCACCAAUAAAGGAGGAUCUGACCAACUCCCCCUUCACAUUCAAUGGUGUUACCAUCACUCCCACCCCCACUGGCAGCAGCCUCGGGUGCUAUUGACUGGAAACUGAAAUGGAAAUGAAUCAUUGGUGACCUUUAAGCGGCAAUUGGAUAGGUACAAAUGUUCAGCACAACAUCGUGGGCCGAAGGGCCUGUUCUGUGCUGUAUUGUUCUAUGUUCUAUCAAUAAACACAGAGCAGGUCAGAGGCUGGGAAUAGUGCAACGAGUAACUCCCCUCCAGACUCACCGCAAAGCCAGUCCCACCAUCUACAAGGCAGGAGGGUGAGGGAAUACUCCCCACUUGCCCCUCGAUGGGGGAAGCUCCAAUUACACUCAAGAAGCUCAACACCAUCCAGGGACAAAGCAGCCCCACAUCCCCAAACAUCCCCUCCCUCCAUCUCUUCUCCCGCUCCACCCCCUCCCCCGACACUCAGUAACAGCAGUGUGUACCAUCUACAAGAUACCCUGCAGAAACUCCCCAAACAUCCCCUCCCUCCACCCCCCGACACUCAGUAACAGCAGUGUGUACCAGCUACAAGAUACCCUGCAGAAACUCCCCAAACAUCCCCUCCCUCCACCCCCCGACACUCAGUAACAGCAGUGUGUACCAUCUACAAGAUACCCUGCAGAAACUCCCCAAACAUCCCCUCCCUCCACCCCCCGACACUCAGUAACAGCAGUGUGUACCAUCUACAAGAUACCCUGCAGAAACUCCCCAAACACCCCCUCCCUCAACCCCCCGACACUCAGUAACAGCAGUGUGUACCAUCUACAAGAUACCCUGCAGAAACUCCCUAAACAUCCCCUCCCUCCACCCCCCCGACACUCAGUAACAGCAGUGUGUACCAUCUACAAGAUACCCUGCAGAAACUCCCCAAACAUCCCCUCCCUCCACCCCCCGACACUCAGUAACAGCAGUGUGUACCAUCUACAAGAUACCCUGCAGAAACUCCCCAAACAUCCCCUCCUUCCACCCCCCCGACACUCAGUAACAGCAGUGUGUACCAGCUACACGAUACACUGCAGCUCCCCCCCACCUUCUCAAGGGGGGCAACUAGGGUCAGGGGCAGGAAAUGCAGCUCCCCCCCACCUUCUCAAGGGGGGCAACUUGGGUCAGGGGCAGGAAAUGCAGCUCACACCCACCUUCUCAAGGGGGGGUAACUAGGGACAGGGGCAAGAAAUGCUGGGCCCAGCCAGUGACUCCCAUGUCCCUGAGUGGUUUUUCACCAAGGUCCCCCCAUAUCCUGCUGGAAAGGGCGACAGUGAAGGAACAGCGAUGUGAUUCCAAGCCGGGAUGGGGAGCAGCUCGGAGGGGGUGGUGUUCCCACCUACCUGCAGCUUCUGUGACCCAUGUCUGUGGUCUCAUCAGGAGGUGGUGGAAUGAUUAGACCAGAAUUCAGAACUGGAGAGUGAGAUUUAUUGACAGAAACUGAGCAUCCCAUUGCCAAUGGUCACUGCAGGUUUGGCAUUCAAAUCAAAUGUCAUCUGGGGAAAAAGUAAGUUAAUAAAAGUGACUUGUACAAA